Molecule: messenger RNA, 1443 nt
Organism: Dermacentor silvarum
Lineage: Eukaryota; Metazoa; Arthropoda; Arachnida; Ixodida; Ixodidae
Product: cap-specific mRNA (nucleoside-2'-O-)-methyltransferase 1-like
Exons: 13
Coding region: 1-1428 (475 amino acids)
Biological process (GO): 7-methylguanosine mRNA capping
Cellular component (GO): nucleus; cytoplasm
Molecular function (GO): methyltransferase cap1 activity
Source: RefSeq, a predicted model, not a curated record
AUGACCACCACAGUCCGCUCGCCGACACCUCACAACCGGGAUUCGACAAGCGUGCCGGCGUGCCUACGUGUGAAAGGUGACGGUGACAUCUUUCUUCCCGAGAACGUACGGUCAUUCUCCAAAUUCGUCAAGGAGAGCACGGACAACCAGGGAGUGCACUUUGUCAUGGCAGAUGGUGGUUUCUCAGUAGAGGGCCAAGAAAACAUCCAAGAAAUAUUGUCUAAACAACUUUAUCUGUGCCAAUUCUACAUGGCACUGUCUGUCUUGAGAACAGGUGGCCACUUUGUCUGCAAGCUGUUUGACAUCUUCACCGUGUACAGUGUCGGUCUGAUUUACCUGAUGUACCGGGCAUUCAGGCACGUCUGCAUCUUCAAGCCCAACACGAGUCGACCUGCAAAUUCUGAAAGGUACAUCGUCUGCAAGUGGCGCCGGCCGGACGCCAAGGACAUUGAGGACUACAUGUACGAGCUGAGCUGUCGCUUCAAGGAGAUUUCAAGUGUCAUGAGCCAGCUUGAUAUAGUCGAGGUUGUGCCUCUGGAAGUCAUCAACGACGACGCUGUCUUCGCGAAGUACAUCCGCGAGUCCAAUGACAGGCUUGGACGUAUCCAAGUCACAAAUCUCAUGAAGAUCAAGGCCUUUGCACAGAACAGUGAGUUGUACGAGAAAAGGCAGAGCAACCUUCGGAAAGAAUGUUUGAAACUCUGGAAGGUUCCAGACCUAGCGCGGCUAGACCCCAAGCGGCCUCCCCCUGAAGCAAAGCUCAAAGAACUGACACAGAACGAACUGGCGUACUUUGACAAACGCCCUGAGGAGCUCAAACCCAAGUUUCUCGAGGACAUCAAGAGCAUCCAUGACUACCGGUGUGUCGUAUGUGGCGAGUGGAAGCCCAAUAUUCCGGACAGCAAAUAUUUCUUCCUCAGUGCAGGGCGGAGGCAAGUCUACCAGUGGACGGGAAACUCUUCGGACCAGUGGAAGAAAGUCACCGAGGGCCUGGAACUCCCGCCAGACACACUCUUCUACGGCGAGAUGGUGCAGGAGUUUUCAGGAGAGGGUCGAUAUCAGAAACGUUUCCACACAAUCCACAUCAUUGACGCUUUUGUUUUGGGCAAAGUAUAUGUCAAAGAUAAGCACUAUGAGGAGAGGAUGAAAUGGGUUCAAAAGUUUGUCAAAGCCUUGUCAAAGCCAAGUCGGGCUGACUUGACGCCUCUUCGAGCCAAGGAGGUUUUCAAGCUUCGAGAUGUGGAGUCACUCUUCGACCGGAUCACCUUGAAGCUAGAGAAAGGUGCGGCCCGAAACAUGCGGCUCAGCUGCACGGUGCCCAAGGAAGGGAGGGAUCGGGAGGAGAAGCACUUCUCGGCCACGGGUGUCCUCUUCUUUCGAACCACCAGGGGUAAGGGAGAGUCGCUUUCAGUCUUGCAGCAGCUGUAAGUGUCCAUUCCCACU